CUUCUCAUUUCCCCCUAUCUAUUGUACGUCCAUUUAAGCAGAUCAUACAUCCCUUUAUUCCCAACAUGGCAACCUUUCUCCUUCUUCUUUUCAUGUUCAAUUCUUUAGCCAACGCUCAGGGCAACCCACCCUCGCCUGGCUAUAACCCUAGCUCUAGGGUUGAUACCAUAGCCUUUAAUCAAGCUUAUAAGAAUUUAUGGGGCCCACAGAACCAGCGGCUCGACCAAAGUUCACUCACCAUAUGGCUCGACAAGUCUUCUGGAAGCGGUUUUAAGUCGAUAGAAUCGUAUAAAUCUGGUUACUUCGGGACUGAUGUAAAGCUUCACCCUGGUUACACUGCUGGAGUUAUCACAUCGUUUUACCUUUCGAAUAAUGAGGAUCAUCCUGGAAAUCAUGAUGAAGUUGACAUCGAGUUCUUAGGGAGAACGCCUGAUAAACCUUAUACGUUACAAACGAACGUGUACAUAAGAGGAAGUGGAGACGGGCACAUCAUAGGACGAGAAGAGCAAUUUCACCUAUGGUUCGAUCCUACUGAGGAUUUUCACCAUUAUGCGAUGCUUUGGACACCAAAAGAAAUCAUAUUUUUAGUAGAUGAUGUGCCAAUUAGAAGAUACGCGAGGAAAAGCGACACAACAUUUCCAUUAAGACCUAUGUACGUGUACGGAUCCAUAUGGGAUGCAUCUUCAUGGGCCACUGAGAACGGUAGAUACAAAGUAAAUUACGGGUACCAACCUUUUGUUGGUAGGUAUACCAACUUCAAGCUCAAAGGUUGUGCCGCAGAUUCACAGCAAUCUUGCCAGCCUCCUUCUGGUUCUCCAGCCACCACCGGAGGGCUCAGCCACCAGCAAGUGGCCGCAAUGCAGUGGGUUCAAAGGAACUACAAAGUGUAUGAUUAUUGUAGUGAUCCGAAAAGGGACCACACCCAAACUCCAGAAUGUUAAAUAGUAUUUUUUUUUUCUUAAAUGAUUUAGAUUUGAUAUGGGUAAAGUCUUGAUUGUAUGUGUUUUGUAUUUUUCUUGUCAGUGUGUUGUUUUUAUACAUAUAAAAAGGUUCUAAAGUUAAAG
This is a messenger RNA of Lactuca virosa, 1064 nucleotides long. The record is from the annotation of a GenBank genome assembly. Lineage: Eukaryota; Viridiplantae; Streptophyta; Magnoliopsida; Asterales; Asteraceae.